AUGGAAGUAGCACAGAAGCCCAAUGGCAUAGCCAACGGGAAGCCUCAGUCCUCCCUUUCCACGCAAUACGGUGGUGUCCAUGCCGGAGGAUGGGUGGACUACCUUCCUUCUUCCUUUGUCCCGUACAUCCAGCUCUGUCGUCUGAGUCCCCCUGUUGCCUUCUUCAUCAUCUUCUUUCCGCAUUUCUUUGGUGUAGUCCACGCUGCCAGCAUCCGACAAUCUUCCAUCGAAGAUGUUUUGCGCGUCUCCCUCAUCCUGCUGGGUGGGAGCUUUUUCUGCAACAACGCCAGCCACGCCUGGAACGACCUCAUAGAUGCUCCCGUUGACAAACUGGUGGCGCGCACAUGCACACGCCCCAUACCUCGUGGAGCCAUUACCCCCCGUGCCGUAUUCAUUUUCACCUGCAUCCAAGCCCUCGCCGCCGCAUCCUUCCUCCUGCUACUUCCCAGCGGUACCAGACUGGCUACCGUGCCCACCAUCAUCGGGACCACAUACUACCCCUAUGCGAAGCGACAUACCAAUUUCCCACAGGUGGUGUUGGGAUUCUUUCUGACAGGGGGAAUCAUGAUUGGAAGCUCGGCUAUGGGGGUUUUUGAACCGUGGAUAGACAAAUCGACCCUGUCCCUAUUGAUGGCCUCCAUUCUGUGGGUGGUCAUCUUUGACACGGUUUAUGCCCAUCAGGAUCUGGAGGAUGAUCUGAAGGUCGGCGUGAAGAGCACCGCGAUUCUCCUCCGGAACUAUGCGCGUCUAUUUCUGUUUGUCUUGUACCUGGCUAUGAGUGCAUGCGUCUUCGCCUGCGGGUAUUUUGCCAACAUGAGCCUGGCCUUCUUUUCCGUUACGGUGGGCGGAUGUUUCCUCUCCGUCGGGGCGAUGGUUUUCUUGGUUGAUCUCAAGGACUCGGCGAGCUGCUGGUCGUGGUUUUCGCAAGGGUUCUGGAUGACUGGUGUCGCCAUCUCGGGUGGGUUGUUGGCGGAGUAUGUCUCUCCGCUGAACGGAAGUUUCUGGUAA
Molecule: messenger RNA, 1008 nt
Organism: Penicillium antarcticum
Lineage: Eukaryota; Fungi; Ascomycota; Eurotiomycetes; Eurotiales; Aspergillaceae
Product: 4-hydroxybenzoate octaprenyltransferase
Exons: 1
Coding region: 1-1008 (335 amino acids)
Biological process (GO): ubiquinone biosynthetic process
Cellular component (GO): mitochondrial inner membrane
Molecular function (GO): 4-hydroxybenzoate polyprenyltransferase activity
Source: RefSeq, a predicted model, not a curated record